UUAAAUGUUUCAGUUAUUCAAUGAGUGUUAAUUUUGCUAUUAACUAUAUAAUAUAUUAUAAUAAGAUUUUUUUUUAAAUUCGACAUGAAAUUAAUUAUUAUAAUAAUUGUUGUUUUAAAUAUAUUUCAAAUGUAUGCUAAACCUACAUUUUUUACCACACCAGACCCACAAGAUGCAUAUGAAUCGAAUUACACGAUACCCUUUUCAGGGGGGCGCAUGGCACCCACGAUUUCAACGACAUCAUAUUGUUCUUAUCAAAGCACGAAUGUAUAUAAUAAUAUUAUAAUAUGUUACCGAUGUCCUUUCGUAUCCUUGCAGUAUCGUGAAAAUGUUUAUUAUAAAACACGUGACGGAUGCUGAUAGGCAUAAAAGCUUAUAACCUAACCUAACCUAGCUCUUUACAAGGGAAAGGAUUUAUAUGCAUUUAUUAUUUUAUUUUCAAUAGUUAUGUAUUAAUACGAUGUAAUUUUUAAAAAAUUUUAUUCUAAAUAAAUGCAUACAAACCUAACCUUCCUAAGUAUCACAAUUCCAACCUAACCUAAACCUAACUAACCAAACCCACAGGACGUAAAAUUUAAUUUUAAUUGUAAUUUUUACGUUGUUACAAUACUAACAACCUAACCAAAAAUGAAAUGAAUUGUGUACGUUAAAUUCUAUUAUUUUUAUAUAAAUAAACAAUAAUACCUAUUCAUUUUAAAAAAAUAUUUGUACUUUUUUUAAAUAACUACCUUAAUAUUUAAACUAUAGAACUUUAUUAUUUAAAUAUAAUAAGCUUAUACAUUUUUUUAUAAAAAAAAGAUUCAUAUCAUUAGAGAUAUUGUCACAUAUUUAUAAUUUUAUAUUUUUAUAUUAAUAAUUAAUAUACAUUAAACUUAUACAAAUAAAAAACAAACCAUUAUCAAAUAAUAUAUAAACAUUGGUAUCUAACAAAUACCCACUUAUUGACGUUAAUGGUGAAAUACGUUUUUUUAUCAUCCGGUUAAACACUAAUAGUGGGAUAUAGAAGUAUUAAUUAGCAUUUCAAAGUACACACCGACUACGUAACAUUAUUCUGUUACUAUACUCUGCUACUCUGUUAGCGUUCAUAGUUAGCGUUCAUAGCGUUCACUAAAUAAAUAAAAAUAUUAUUUAAAAUUUAAUUAUUUUAAAUUCAGUUGGAAAUUAUGCUGGACCAUUUGCAUCAGAUCGUGGACCGUGGUAUACAUUUCAGUUUCUGGUUGUGCAUGGGAUACGCGACCAGCACUUGUGGAGAUUUCCACUUUCCGCCCUUCACUAUUGGAGAUUUUUACUUAGUCGCCCGUCACUAUUGUCUCAAAAUCAAGUUCGUCAGUCGACUCAGUCGUAAUUGGAACGCAGUGACUUAUACUUCAAACCCUGCAGGGCCGUUCAAAGCACCGAGCCGUUGUCACAACUCACAUACCUACUCGUCGAGAACAAUAAUUGAUUCAUCGUCGAUUCCGUAUGCACACUGUGAGGCGGAUGGGUUGUGGGCAAUCGCUUGACAAAAGAUUUCCUAAAGAUUCACAUAUGAGGGCUCAAUGGUUUGAACAAAUUCAAAAGGGUUCAAAGGAAACUGUGAAUAUUAAUUUUGAAACAGCUGCAGUAUGUUCAUUACAUUUUCCACCUAGUUCAUACGAGAACAAAACAAGGGCACAAAACAUGUUGAAUUAUAUACCCAUCCGUGGCAGAAAACUAAAACCUGAUGCAGUACCAUUAAGUAAUUGUGAAUGUCUUGAAACAAGUAUGCAUGGUAAAAAUAGUCCAGUUCAACAAUCACCUAAAAUUUGUACACCGUCUGGAUCAUUUUUAGUUACAAAUCUAGCUGAUGAACCAACCAGUAUUGAACCAGUAAUUAAAGUAAAAAAAAGUUGUAAAAUUAGUCUUUUUGAUAGUUUGGAAUCUGAUACAAAUUUUGGAGUAGAAGUUCUUGCAGAAGAAUAUAAUGAUUCUUGUUCGCUUCAAAUUUGUAAUCCAUAGUUGAUCAGUUUCUUAGGAAGAUAACCAUUUGAAAAUCAUAAAAGUUAGUCUCAAUAUAAAUACUACUUCUUGGUUCGUGCGGGAGUAUAGUUUUUAUAAUAACCUGAUGGACCAAGAAUUGUAUUUAAUAUUGAAUUAUAAUAUGUUUUAGCAAUUUAAAAACAUUUGUUACAAAUGUAUAAAUCAAUAGCAUUAAUUUAUCUAUACAUCAUAACUAUUACAAAUGUAUAAAUUAUAAUUAUUACAAAUAUAUAGAUUAUAAUUGUUUUAUUUAGCUACUUAAAUAUUCACAAUAAAUUAAAUACAUUAUUACUUUAUUACUUAACUAACAUGUACUUAUGUAAAAUAUUUUAUAAAUGUGCAACUCAACUAGUAUUGUAAAUCAUACUUUAUUCAUGUUUUUUCUUUUUUAUAACAAACUAUACUGUUUAUUGUUUGUUGGUUUGGUAUUAUUGUAUUUUUUUUUUACUACUAGAAUUUAUUGUUUAUUCAUUGUUAUGCAUGAUAAUCAAAUAAAUGUUUAUUGUUUUUUUAUUUAUAAA
Molecule: messenger RNA, 2519 nt
Organism: Aphis gossypii (cotton aphid)
Lineage: Eukaryota; Metazoa; Arthropoda; Insecta; Hemiptera; Aphididae
Exons: 9
Coding region: 1462-1977 (171 amino acids)
Source: RefSeq, a predicted model, not a curated record